Messenger RNA from Meloidogyne enterolobii, 972 nucleotides. The record is from the annotation of a GenBank genome assembly. Lineage: Eukaryota; Metazoa; Nematoda; Chromadorea; Rhabditida; Meloidogynidae.
UUCCUUCCUUCCUCAUUUUACAACAACAAACAAAUUUUUCUCCUUACAGUCACAUUCUUCUCUCUACUUCUUUUGUCCUUCUCCGGUUCGUCCGCUUAUCCUUGCACCGGUUCCCUGCCGCUAGUCAUUAUCGAUUUGUUUUGCUUCUUCUGAUCUUUCUUCUCUUCCUUUUUACAUUUUUUUGUUGUAAUUCUUUCAAUUCUUUUUUUAUUUUUUUCAUCCUGAAACCCAAAAAAAUCUUUUUUUUUAUUCACCUUUUCCCGCUAUCCUUUUUUGGUUAUUCAUCAUUUGUGAGAAGGCUUUUUUAGGCAUUAAAUGACAAACCAAAAAAAAGCUAAAAAAAUAUUAGCUAAAAACAAAAUUUAAUUUUUUUAAUUUUUUAGAAAAAAAUAAAUGUCAAUAUUGAUGAACUCAGAAUUAGUACAACGAUUAACUACACAAUUACUUGAUCCAAAAUGUGUUCUCAACUUGGAUGGAUUGUUGGAUUGUGUAAUAGCUUUGUUUUAUGAUUGCAAUUACCCCGUCUUAAAAAGAACGCAAAAAACAAUUGAAACAUUUUUGGACAGAAAUGAGCACCUUGUAAAAUCUUUAAUUGAUUGCCGAAUCAGCAAUAUUAAUUUUCGUAUUAUUAAAGUAAUUGGGAGAGGUGCAUUUGGGGAAGUUCAACUUGUUCGAAAUAUUCAAAAUAACCAAGUUUAUGCAAUGAAAAUGCUCGACAAAGACAAAAUGUACAUGGUUAUGGAAUUUAUGCCCGGUGGAGACAUGGUAAAUUUAAUGGCCAACCACGACAUUCCUGAAGAUUGGGCACAAUUUUACACAGCAGAAUUAGUUUUGGCAUUGGAUGCAAUUCAUUCACUUGGAUAUAUUCAUAGAGAUGUCAAACCAGAUAAUAUGCUUAUUUCUGCUGAUGGACAUAUUAAACUUGCAGAUUUUGGAACUUGUAUUAGGAUGAAUAAGGUGAACAUUUUUUGA